AUAGUCCUCUGACAUUCUGACUUUUUUUCCCAGGUAUGGGAUGUAAUGAAUGUACACAUCCGUCGUGUCAGCACUCUCUAAACUCUUUGGGCAUUGGACAGUGUGUGGAGUGUGAUGGUGGGGUUUUGGUGCUGGAUCCCACUUCUGGACCAAAAUGGAGGAUGGCCUGUAAUACAUGUAACGUGGUGGUGCACUUCUUUGAACAUGCACAUAGAGUGCAGGUUGCUCAGGAGAGCUGCGAGGCCUGCGACGCCUCUCUGGUCGCAGUCGACUUCAACAAGACUCGCACGCCACUUCCUGCCGGGGAGACCCAACACACUGGCUGUGUGUUCUGUGAUCCAGUCUUCCAGGAUCUGGUGGAGCUCAAACAUGCCACCAUGAGGUAUCGCGGUGGGGGUGCGAGACGAGGAGGACGGGGACGUGGCAGGGGACGCCGUGGCAAUCCGAAAAAACCUAAGGACAAAAUGGCGGCCUUGGCUGCAUACUUUGUGUAGUGUCUGUGUAUAAUGCAUACUGUUAUUUGUAUGAAGAUUCAGUAAAUUGACUUUUAUAAGUGCAUUUAACUACACUCACAUAAAAUAUGUACAAAACAUGUGGGCUGUCUGUUUCCCCCCCCCCAUCAUUAAAGAGUUGUUUAACAGUGUU
This is a messenger RNA of Notothenia coriiceps (black rockcod), 645 nucleotides long. Its product is annotated as DNA topoisomerase 3-beta-1-like. The record is from RefSeq and is a predicted model, not a curated record. Bases 36 to 494 code for a protein of 152 amino acids. Lineage: Eukaryota; Metazoa; Chordata; Actinopteri; Perciformes; Nototheniidae. The transcript has 2 exons.